UGGAGACAAACAGCAUCAAAUCGCAUAUUUCUAUCGUGUGUUAUAAACCCACCCUUUUUUUGGACAGAAUUAUAGUUCGGCCAUCCAAGGACCGCUUCAAUUGCCUCCUUGCCAUCGCCUGUCGUCAUUCGUAUCGAACUCCUGCCGCCAUCCAUCCCAUCGCCGCUGCGUCGUCCUCUUCUCUCCGUCCACACUCAGGCCCCGCAUUUCCGCUAGACAUCGCGUGACGCAGGGACAAUUCGACGGUUCCUGAUCAACAGUCAGACGCAUUUAAGAUUCAGUCCCGAUGACUUAGACCGUCACGCGACGCCCCUGUUACUUCCCUACCUCUCUUUGCGCCUCGCGCUGCGGAAAUAGAGCCUCUCUCGGAGGCAGACUCCUGGUCCCUUGAGUCAUACGCGGGGAGCAGACGAAAUAUAUACAAUUCAUUUUUCGAAUAAUGGGCCGUGUCUCGGUCAGAUCCUCACAGCAUGAGUUCAAGCAGCGAUCAGUCGGAGUCGCAACCGCCCGUGUCUUCAAUCCCCGGUGGGUAUCAAAGCGACAGUGGCAGCAGCUCCUCCAGUCGCCAUCCCGAUGAGCGUCAUGACCCGUUCGCGCUUCCGAAGGCCGUCAAAGCGAGAAAAUCGGAGUACACCCGCGAACAAACGCUCCGCGUCAAGGUCGGCACUUGGAAUGUGGCAGCUAUCCGAGGCACGGAGGAAGAUAUUGGAAAAUGGUUCGUGGAACGAAAGGGUAUAUGCGAACAGCUCUCUGGUCUGAAGCUGCAGGAUCCCCGAGAUAUGUCCGACGGGACCGAUUGGGGGUCGGGGGACGACGCUUCGAGAGAUACUCAGGUCGGCCAGCCGAAACGCAAGGGAUUCCUUAAACUCCCUCCGUACGAACCGGAGAAGGUAGGACUCUACGUGCUAGGAUUACAAGAGGUUGUUGAUGUCUCGUCGGCUGCGGAGGCAUUGAGGCCAUACGUUGAUCCAGGACCAUCGAACAAAUGGAAGGCGGCGCUUGAGAAAGCCCUGCCAGAGGGGUUUCAGCUCGUUUCGGAGACUCAGCUGGUGGGACUCAUGCUUUUGAUCUAUGCGGCUCCUUUCGUUGUCGAGAGCAUAUCUUCGGUUAGCUCCACCAACGUCGGUACGGGACUUUUGGGCUACAUGGGCAAUAAAGGUGCAGUAGCAACGCGACUGAUGCUUGGUGAAACGACUUGUCUUGUGUUUGUCAACUCGCAUCUUUCCGCUGGCUCGGAUAAAAGUAGCUUGGAACGGCGCAAUUGGGAUGCAUCUCAGAUUGUUGGACGCGCUAAAUUUGACCCUAUCGACCCAGACAAGGGCCUGAGAGAGGACCCUGGGGAUAGUAUUGGGGGAGAAGAUUUUGCCUUUUGGUUUGGUGACCUGAACUAUAGACUUGAAGAUAUUCCUGGAGGUGACGUGCGACAAGUGCUCGCUCGGCAUACGGAGAACGAAUACGACAAAAGACAUAAGCCGGAAGUGCCAUCAUCACCAAUGGUAGGCGUCGAACACGACCAUGAUUCGGAAGAAUCAUUUCCCACUCUAUCGGACGAGGAAAUCGACCCUCAUACGGACCCGUCUUCGCUACAAACUACUAUUGCUUCUCUACUGCCCCAUGAUCAGCUUCGUAUGCAACAGAAGAAGAACAGGGCUUUCCAUGACGGUUGGAGAGAAGGCGACAUUACAUUCUUACCGACAUACAAGUAUGAUGUAGGGAGUGUGGCCAGGUUCGACUCUAGCGAGAAGCAUCGUGGGCCGAGUUGGUGCGAUCGAAUUCUAUACCGGACACGCCACGACAGACUCAGGCAUGAAAAGCGGGUUCAAGAAGCCGAGAAGUCGAGAAAACGGGACGAAGAAAUGAAAGCAAGAGGCUUGGAUAAGGCAGAUGCUGAUGACAACGUAUUAUUUGACUACGACCCGGACGUCGAUGGUGCCGACAGCGGGGACGAGUACGAUCCAAAUAAGGACAAAUCGAGCGACAGUGAUUCGGUGUCUUCCGAAUCUGAUAAGGAUGAGUGCUGUCGGCUCGAAUAUUAUGUGUCACAUCAAGGUAUUCUAUCAUCGGACCACAAGCCUUUGUCUGCCGGUUUUACAAUCAAGUAUGAGGCUGUCGACCCUUAUCUGAAAGCCAAGGUACAUCAGGAAGUUGUACGGGAGCUAGACAAGGCCGAGAAUGAAUCGCGACCUGGCUUGACCAUCGUGGUCGAUACGCACGGAGAGGAUCCCAGAAAGUCCACAACAGAUCCGAAUGCGGUAGACUUCGGUGAUGUUUCUUUCGAUAUACCCAUCACCCGCUCACUCACUGUUGCAAAUACGUGUGGCGUGCCCGCUACUUUCCGUCUCGAGAGGCCCGAUCAUGGCAGUGAGCAGAAGACACCGUCAUGGCUGGAGUACAAAAUUGAAGCACCCACUCACCAUGAGGAAGAUAAGAAAAGGAAAACAAACGAACGUACUCUGUUUCCCGGGGAGCUCGCCAACAUUGAUAUAACAGCACAUGUUCACGAUAUCGAGCAUGUUCGUUUGCUGAACAACGGUCAACUCAAGCUUGAGGACAUCCUUGUCCUUCGGGUGACCGGCGGUCGCGAUCAUUUCAUCUCUGCUUAUGGGCAGUGGUUACCUACAUGUUUUGGUCGCAGCGUGGAAGAACUUACCAUGAUGCCCGAAGCCGGUGCGCGAAGCCUAUUGAAAAGGGAUAAAUCAGAAAAAGAGCGUGAUCAUGAUGAAACUGGCCGCCUAUCAGCCCCUCGUGAGCUUUUCCGCCUGACUGAGGCUAUUUCAGAACAGUCUGAACGUGCCAUUGCUGAGUGGGGAAUGACAAAGAGUGAUUCCGACGAAGAGUUGCCCCCAUGGGCAAAGGACCAGGGUGCCGGAUGGCCAUUUGACCCCGAGACGUGGACCUUGAAGGAUAAGGAGCAACGAUCUCGGCACUUGGCUUCAGCUCGUGAAGCCUUGGACACCAAUCAAGAUUUCAAGUCUACCUUCGCUCCUGAGGUAACAUCACUGCAUCGAUUGGAGCUUCUGUGCGAAACCUUAUUGGCCUUUCUCCGUUCACUGAGAGAUGGAAUAGUCACGGCUCCCGUUUGGGAGAAAAUGGAACAGCAGAUGGUCACGCGUGAACGGAAUAAGUCACCUCCCCUGUCCUGGGAUGAAACUCAAGCAUGGGUUCUAGAGACGCUCGCAUACUCCCCCGCUCACAGCGUCUCCUUCACGUUUGUCACAUUUAUGCUCGCCCACAUUGCCAACGAGAUCGCUCCGUUGCCGUCUACGGCAACAGCACUGCCUGAAAUAUCGAACCAACAACAUCAACACAAGAAGAGGGACAGUGUCCUAUCCACCAAAGGCGGACAGCCUUCUGAUCCGACCGCAGCUGAAACAACAGCCUCAAUUGCGGAGGGUAAUAUCAAACGGCGACCGCGUGUCUUGACAGCCACCAGCUUAUCGAGCCUUCAAGCCAACGCCAGUCAUCGCCGACAAGCAGUCGAAACCGCUUUAGCUUCCAUUUUUGCUUCCGCACUCAUUUCUGCCAGUACUGUCCCUAGCAAGGACAAGGAGCGGCGGGCCCUGGAGGAUAGAAAACGAAGUAUUAUUGAGCCGUUCCUGAAGACGGCUGGGGUUGAUAACAUGGGUCCAUCGGGUGGUGCUCCGUAA
Aspergillus novofumigatus IBT 16806 is the source of this 3647-nucleotide messenger RNA. Its product is annotated as phosphatase family protein. Gene Ontology annotation, biological process: phosphatidylinositol dephosphorylation. Gene Ontology annotation, molecular function: phosphatidylinositol-4,5-bisphosphate 5-phosphatase activity. The transcript has 2 exons. Lineage: Eukaryota; Fungi; Ascomycota; Eurotiomycetes; Eurotiales; Aspergillaceae. The coding region runs from base 471 to 3647 and encodes 1058 amino acids. The record is from RefSeq and is a predicted model, not a curated record.